This is a messenger RNA of Danio aesculapii, 6704 nucleotides long. RefSeq lists its product as uncharacterized. The transcript has 14 exons. The record is from RefSeq and is a predicted model, not a curated record. The coding region runs from base 230 to 4240 and encodes 1336 amino acids. Lineage: Eukaryota; Metazoa; Chordata; Actinopteri; Cypriniformes; Danionidae.
CGUCACAUAUUUGCGCCGCGUCUGUGUUUCGGCCAAAGGUUUGUGUUUUCGGAGCGUAUAAUUCGGUUAAAAUCGCUCAGUAAUCGCCAGUUUAUCGUCGAUAAUUCACCAAAAACACAAAUUCAGUGCAUGUAGGCAAAAAGGAGAGAAACUGAACCUCCAGAAACUCCGAGUUAAUUCCUGCUUUGCAAACUCAACAAAACCACAGAGAAGCUCCACAGUAUUAAAGAUGGCGUUUAUUAAAGAGGAGUGUGAGGACAUCAGGAUUGCAGAUGUUUUCACGCUGGUAAAAGAAGAGCCUGAGGAUCCAAUAGGUUGCUCUUCUGUGUGGCAUUCAUGCAGUUUUCUCAAAAACAGCGUGACUGAUUUACUUGAAAGUUGGGCAGAUGAAUUUUCGUCAGGUGAAGAGUUUGCCCCUGAAUCACAGUCUGACUCAAAAACAGAACAGGAUUUAGAAAGGUCUUUCAGCAACACUACAGAGAACUCUCUGGAGCCUUGCAUGACCACUGAGAAGUCGUCCUCUAGCCUGAUCGUCACAGGAGAUUCAAUCAUUCACAAUCUGUGCUCUUCACCUGACUUAAGCCCCAGCAGCAUCACUGAAGCAGAGGAUGAGAACACAACAAGUAAAAGAGAAGAGAGACAUACAUCCAUUCCAGAGGAUACAGCGAGUGAUUCAGUCUUGUCUUCAAAAGGCAUCACCACUAGAGGUGGUGAAAAUUUCUGUUUUGUUUGUGGAAAGCCACAAAUCAAAAUAGCUCGACAUUUUAAAGUGCAUAAGCGUGAAGACGCAGAAAUUGCACGAGCACUCAGUUUACCAGCUCACUCCAAGAAAAGAAAGGAAUUGCUGCAGAUGUUGCGAAACAAAGGCAACUUUAUGCACAACAAUGACGUCCUGAAGAAAGGAUCGGGUGCCCUGAAAGUUAAACGCCGUUCUUUAAAACAAGCCUCCAACAAGUAUACGUACUGUGUUUAUUGCCGGGGGAUGUUUGUUCGCCAGGUACUCAAGAGGCACAUGAAAAAUUGCUUAGCCAAAAGAGACCAUCAGGAAGCACUGGGAGCACUGGGUCUUGCUGAAGUGGCCAAGGCUGCAAUUCCAGCGUGCUCUUCUGUGUCUGAUUCACAAAGUUUCCAGAGUAAGAGUGUGCCUGAUUUACCUGAAAGCUGGGUCAAAGAUUUGUUGUCAGGUAACGAGUUUGUCCCUGAAUCACAGUCUGGCUUGAACUCAAAAACUGAACUGGAUUUAGAAAGGUCUAUCAGCAACACUACAGAGAACUCUCUGGAGCCUUGCAUAACCACUGAGAAGAAGUCUUCUAGCCUGAACGUCACAGGAGAUGUACUUAUUUACAAUCUGUCCUCUUCACCUGAUUUAAGCCCCAGCACCAUCACUGAAGCAGAGGACGAGAACACCACAAAUAAAAGAGAAGAGAGAAAUACAUCCAUCCCAGAGGAUACAGCGAGUGAUUCAGUCUCGUCUUCAAAGGGCAUCACCACUAGAGGUGGUGAAAAUUUCUGUUUUGUUUGUGGAAAGCCACAAAUCAAAAUAGCUCGACAUUUUAAAGUGCAUAAGCGUGAAGAUGCUGAAAUUGCACGAGCACUCAGUUUACCAGCUCACUCCAAGAAAAGAAAGGAAUUGCUGCAGAUGUUGCGAAACAAAGGCAACUUCAUGCACAACAAUGAUGUCCUGAAGAAAGGAUCAGGUGCCCUGAAAGUUAAACGCCGGUCUUUAAAACAAGCCUCCAACAAGUAUACGUACUGUGUUUAUUGCCGGGGGAUGUUUAUUCACCAGGAACUCAAGAGGCACAUGAAAAAUUGCUCAGCCAAAAGACACCAUCAGGAAGCACUGGGAGCACUGGGUCUUGCGGAAGUGGCCAAGGCUGCAAUUCCAGUGUGCUCUUCUAUGUGUGAUCCACUGAGUUUCCAGAGUAAGAGUGUGCCUGAUUUACCUGAAAGCCUGGACAAAGAAUUGUCGCCAGGUAACGAGUUCGUCCCUCAAUCACAAUCUGGCUUGAACUCAAAAACAGAACUGACUUUAGAAAGAACUAUCAGCAACAUUACAGAGAACUCUCUGGAGCCUUGCAUGACCACUGAGAAGAAGUCUUCUUGCCUGGACAUCACAGCAGAAGAUUCACUCAUUCACAAUCUCUCCUCUUCACCUGACUUAAGCCCCAGCAGCAUCACUGAAGCAGAGGAUGAAAACACAACAAGCAAAAGAGAAGAGAGAAAUGCAUCCAUACCAGAGGAUACAGCGAGUGAUUCAGUCUUGUCUUCAAAGGGCAUCACCACUGUGUCCGGAGGUGGUGAAAAUUACUGUUUUGUUUGUGGAAAACCACAAAUCAAAAUUGGUAGACAUUUUAAAGUGCAUAAGCAUGAAGAUGCCGAAAUUGCACGAGCACUCAGUUUACCAGCUCACUCCAAGAAAAGAAAGGAAUUGCUGCAGAUGUUGCGAAACAAAGGCAACUUUAUGCACAACAAUGAUGUCCUGAAAAAAGGAACGGGUGCCCUGAAAGUUAAACGCCAUUCUGUAAAUCAAGCCUCCAACAAGUAUACGUACUGUGUUUAUUGCCGGGGGAUGUUUGUUCGCCAGGAACUCAAGAGGCACAUGAAAAAUUGCUCAGCUAAAAGAGACCAUCAGGAAGCACUGGGAGCAUGGGGUCUUGCUGAAGUGGCCAAGGCUGCAAUUCCAGUGUUCUCUGCUGUGUUGGAUUCUCACAGUUUCCACAAAAAGAGUGUGAUUGAUUUAGCUGAAAGCUGUGAACAAGAAUUGUCAUCGGUUGAAGAGUUUGUCCCUGAAUCACAGUCUGGCUUGAACUUAAACACAGAUUUGGAUUUAGAAAGGUCCCUCGGCAAUAUUACAGAGAACUUGCCGGAGCCUUGCAUGACCAGUGAGAAAAAGGCCUCUAGUCUGAACAUAACAGCAGGAGAUUCCAGCCCCAGCAGCAUCACUGAAGCAGAGGACGAGAACACCACAAAUAAAAGAGAAGAGAGAAAUACAUCCAUCCCAGAGGAUACAGCGAGUGAUUCAGUCUUGUCUUCAAAGGGCAUCACCACUAGAGGUGGUGAAAAUUUCUGUUUUGUUUGUGGAAAGCCACAAAUCAAAAUAGCUCGACAUUUUAAAGUGCAUAAGCGUGAAAAUGCUGAAAUUGCACGAGCACUCAGUUUACCAGCUCACUCCAAGAAAAGAAAGGAAUUGCUGCAGAUGUUGCGAAACAAAGGCAACUUUAUGCACAACAACGAUGUCCUGAAGAAAGGAUCGGGUGCCCUGAAAGUUAAACGCCAUUCUGUGAAACAAGCCUCCAACAAGUAUACGUACUGUAUUUAUUGCCGGGGAAUGUUUAUUUGCCAGGAACUCAAAAGGCACAUGAAAAAAUGCUCAGCCCAAAGAAACCAUCAGGAAGCACUGGGAGCACUGGGUCUUGCUGAAGUGGCCAAGGCUGCAUUUCCAGUGUGCUCUUCUGUCUGGGAUUCACAUAGUUUCCAUAGUAACAGUGUGCCAGAUUUACCUAAAACCUGGGACAAAGAACUGUCGUCAGGUGAAGAGUUUGACUCUGAAUUACAGUCUGGCUUGAACUCAAACACAGAGUUGGAUUUAGAAAGGUCUAUUAGCAACACUACAGAGAACUCUCUGGAUCCAUGCAUAACCCCCAAGUUGUCCUCUAGCCUGAACGUCACAGCAGGAGAUUCACUUAUUCCCAGUCUGUCCUUUUCACCUGACUUAAGCCCCAGCAGCAUUACUGAAGCAGACGACGAGAACACCACAAAUAAAAGAGAAGAGAGAAAUACAUCCAUCCCAGAGGAUACAGCGAGUAAUUCAGUCUCGUCUUUUAAGGGCAUCACCACUGUGUCCGGAGGUGGUGAAAAUUUCUGUUUUGUUUGUGGAAAGCCACAAAUCAAAAUAGCUCGACAUUUUAAAGUGCAUAAGCGUGAAAAUGCUGAAAUUGCACGAGCACUCAGUUUACCAGCUCACUCCAAGAAAAGAAAGGAAUUGCUGCAGUUUUUGCGAAACAAAGGCAACUUUAUGCACAACAAUGAUGUCCUGAAGAAAGGAUCGGGUGCCCUGAAAGUUAAACGCCAUUCUGUAAAACAAGCCUCUAACAAGUAUACGUACUGUGUUUAUUGUCGAGGGAUGUUCGUUCGCCAUGAACUUAAGAGGCACAUGCAAAAAUGCUCAGCCAAAAGAGACCAUCAGGGAGCACGGGGUCUUGCUGAAGUGGCCAAGGCUGCAUUUUCAAGUACUGUAUAAGAAGAAAAAUUCUUUCGAAGAUUAAGAGAUUCCAAGUGUGGAUCAAUAAUACCUGUGUUGUAUACAGGUAGUCAAAUCUGUCUACAGACUGUGUGUCUUUCACCACAAGGAUGUCUGCAAAAGCAAAAAUACAACCAAAAAAUUCUGUCUACUGCUAAACAAAUACAUUGAUAACCUGACAACUUCUUGAAGGUGCUUCGCAUUCAGCUUACAAAAAAACUCUGACUGUCACUAGAGAAAUGAUUUUCUAUCAACGAUGGUCGUGAGGAGUCCCUGAAUACCUGACGUCAACUAUGAAAGCUAAAUCUAAAAAAUAAUUUUUAAAUCCAGCAUGCUAAGUUUUUAGGGGGACCAUGUGAGAAGAUUUAAUCAAGAGUAUUAUUAGUCUGCCAGCUGCAAACAUUCAAAUUGCUAAAUUUUCAAAAAUACUUCACAGAGAGGAAACACAGCAGACCUUUAUGGAUUAUCUCAGUGAAAUCCAAGGCAGCAAUCUCAGGAGAGAACCACAGACUUUCCUCUCUCCAGACAUUUCCUCCAGCUCCUCCGGGGGGAUCCCGAGGUGUUCCCAGGCCAAACGAGAGACAUAGUCUCUUCAGCAUGUCCUGGGUCUUCCCCGAGGCCUCUACCUAGUGAGACAUGCUUGGAACUCCUCUCUAGGUAGGCAUCCAGGAGGCAUCUGAAACAGAUGCCUGAGCCACCUCAGCUGACUUUUCUCGAUGUGGAGGAGCAGCGGCCCAACUCUGAGGAUGUCUAAGGGUGUGCUCUGGAAACUCAUUUCAGCCACUUGGAUCUGAGAUCUUGUCCUUUCGGUCCCAUGACCCAAAGCUCAUGACUAUAUGGAAGAGUAGGAAUGUAGGUUGACUAGUAAAUCGAGAGCUUUGCCUUCUGGCUUAGCUCCUUCUUUAGAACAACGGACCAGUGCAUCGACCACAUUACUGAGACUUGAGAUACACAGGGUGCAUCUCGUCUACCACUGCUGCUUGGCCACUGCAGAACUUGCAAACUACCUCAGUGACCUCAGCUUGGGUAAGUCCACCCCUGCAUCCGCAGUCAGAGCUUCCUCAAUGAAAGACAUGUCAGUGGGGUUGAGGAGAUCCUCAAAGUAUUCCUUCCACAAUUCCUUUUGGUUUGCCAGAAUCUCGUUGGGGUUGACCAGUAGUCUUCCUCCAUGGUCUCCCCGAGCUUUUUCCAGGCCAGAGUUUUUGCUUUUGCAAUCUUCCAGGCUGCAGCUCUGAUGCCCAUCAGCUGCCUUGGGAGUCUUAUAAGCCAACCAAGCCCUGUAGGACAUCUUCUUCAGCUUGACGGCAUCAUUACUUUCGGUGUCCAUCACCAGGUUUGUGGAUUGCCGCUUCAACAGGCACCAUAGGCCUUACAGCCACAGCUCCUCAUGGCCGCAUCAACAAUGGAGUCGGAGAACAUGGACCACUCGGUCUGAAUGAGUCCAGCCUCACUUGGGAUCUGGUCAAAGCUCCUCCGGAGGUGAGAGUUAAAAAUCCUUUUGACUUGAGGUAUAGCCAGAUGUUUCCAGAGGACCCUAACUAUACGUUUGUGCCUGACAGGUCUGUCCAGACUUUCCCCAUCAGCAGAUCUAACUCACCACCAAGUGGUGUCAGUUGACAGCUCUGCGACUCUCUUUACCUGAGUUUCCAAGACAUGUGGUCAGAGAUCGGAUAAUACAACUACAUGGUUCAUCAUCGACCUAGGAUCUUGACAAGCAAAAGAGGAAAAAAAAGGACUUGUGAAAUGAGUUUGGGCCACCUCAGAAGUCUAAGCAGUCAUGGACAUUAAGCACGUUGGGAAGUACAUCAGUAAAGAGUGUGAAACUUGCAAUAAGGCAGAGCACACCAUUCUUGGUUGGCUGUUGACUGGCACAAUCAAAUCAAAAUGCUGGCGUUUGAACAUUUAAAAAAUUGCUGAUUGUAGUUUUUGUGUCUUUUGUUAAACCAAAGGUUCCAUAUUUUAUGCCAUUUAGUAAACCAAAAAGGAAAUUGCAUCUUCAUUUCCUUACCCUCAAGUUGUACUAAACCUUUAGGAUUCACUGUUUUUUUCCAGGUCCCCAUCAUGGAACUUGCAAGAAAACGAAGCACCUGUUUAUUGGAUGUUCAAAUAAUCCAAAUAGUACAGUUGUCAAAAAAUAUAUAUUUUGACUUUAUUUUUGUGCCAAAUAAAUCAUGUGGUGCAGUGUUUAAACCUCAUCUAGAAUUUGAUUGUCACCAACAAUGGUGACAACAGUGACGACUGCUGUAAUAUUAUAAAAGUAAUUGUAUCUAAUAUCUGGUAUGUAAUACCAGACUGUUUAUUAGUCAUUUCAAAUGAUGUGCGAUAAAAGUUUUGUACUGAAAGGGAUACUUACUGAAAAUGGAGGAUUUAGAUUCCGUGUCAGCUUAAAACCCAUUUUAACUUGGCUUGCUUAUUCUUCCAGUUCUGUGUUGCUCCCUUAUAAAUAAAACUUUGUGUCUUGUAA